Molecule: messenger RNA, 3747 nt
Organism: Uranotaenia lowii
Lineage: Eukaryota; Metazoa; Arthropoda; Insecta; Diptera; Culicidae
Exons: 1
Coding region: 1-3747 (1248 amino acids)
Biological process (GO): DNA integration
Molecular function (GO): nucleic acid binding; zinc ion binding
Source: RefSeq, a predicted model, not a curated record
AUGGUCCCUAUACGAGGAACGGCUAAGGAGAUUCUUCGUGGCCUAUGGAGUCGAGGAGGAAGCAGACGAGCGCCGCUCGGCAUUUUUGCUCACAGCGGUGUCGAUGGAGGUUUAACAGACGAUUCGGAACCUGUGCUUUCCGGACAAGCCGGAAACAAAGCAGUUCGACGAACUUUGUUCGUUGAUGCGCCAACGAUUUACCCCAACGACGGCGAAACGGUGAUAGAGUGGUCGACGCGUCUCAAGAAGUUGGCCGCUGACUGCGAGUUUGGGAACGACCUUCCGGUCUUCCUCAAAAACAUUUUUGUGGUGGGUCUGAAACGUGGCCCAGUAUAUGAACCAGUGUGCGAGGAGGAUCCUGACUCAAAUUUGGAAGCCCUGGUUAAGGUGGCGAUGAAAAAGGAGUCAACGUUGCGCCAGCAGGAGUCCUUGGAGGUUAAUAAGUUCCAAUCAGACCAAGGAAACAAGCUCAAGAAACCGGCGAGUCCCAAUUUCCGUUGUUAUGCGUGCGGAAAGGGGGACCAUAAUUUCCGAAAGUGCCAGUACAAGUCCUAUGUAUGUAAGGUGUGCGACAAAAAGGGGCAUCUAGCCAAAGUUUGCCCGAAUAGGAAAGAUGCGACGAAAGAAGACCGGAAACCGAAAGUGCACCAUUUGGCGUUGAAUAAAUUGGACGCGCCCCCUCCCGUGGUUAUUCCUGUCCGUGUGGGCGGACAUUUGGUCGAGUUCGAACUGGACACUGGGAGUCCGGUUAAUGCCAUCUCAAAUGCGCUGUACAGUCGAUUUUUCAAAUCAGUGCAUCUUGAGACUGGCGGAAAGGAGCAGUUCGUCUGUUACAACGGGUCUUGUUUCCAAGCAACAGGAAGGUUCGAGGUGGAGAUGAAAUUCGAAGGCCACAAGUCCAGGGAGGAAAUUUUCGUCUUCGAGGGUGACCGGCAACCACUGCUGGGGCGUCAGACGAUGCAGCGUUGGGGACUGAGGAUCAACUUUUGCCAUUUGACGGAGAGCAUGAAAGAGUUUAAAGCUCCGUUGAAUGUGCUGCUAACCAAGUACCAAGAAGUUUUCGAGGGUGAAUUAGGCUGUUAUCGAUACGGCAAAGUUCACCUACCAUUGAAGGAUGAAGCUUUCCCCAAGUUUUUCAAGCCGCGCAGGGUACCGUUGGCUUUCAAGGAGAAGGUCGAAGACGAACUGGAUCGAUUGGAGAACAUCGGCAUUAUCUCCAAGGUACUAUCAACCGAAGCGGAAUGGGGCACCCCCCUCGUCCCAGUUUUGAAGAAGGAUUCAUCUAUACGUUUGUGUGCAGAUUAUCGGCUGACCGUUAACCCGUGGUUGAAAGACGACCACCACCCUUUCCCGAUAAUUGACGACAUUUUCGCAGCGCUACAAGGUGGUAAGCAUUUUUCCAAGCUGGACCUGAAGAAUGCCUACAACCAACUGGAAGUGGAUGAAGAAGCAAGGCAUCUGUUGGCGUGGAGUACUCAACGUGGUGUGUACUACGUGAAUCGAUUGCCGUUUGGGACCAAAACGGCGUGUGCAGUGUUUCAAGCUACCCUAGAACGAGUCCUGCAGGGUUGUCGAGGAACGAUAAUUUACCUGGAUGACGUGCUGGUAACUGGACGAACAGUGAAAGAACAUUUAGAGAACCUGGAACAAGUGCUUAGUAAGUUGAAAGAAACAGGUUUUGUGCUUAAUAAGACCAAGUGCGAGUUUUUCAAAAGUGGUGUGAGUUAUCUUGGACAUUAUAUCGACGGUCUACAUAAAGAUCCUGAAAAAGUGAAAUCUAUAAUCCAGUUGGGAGUUCCAAAAGACGUCAAGGAGGUUCGUGCCUUUGUGGGACUGGUCAACUAUUAUGCCAAGUUUUGUCCCAGUCUGGCACAACAUCUGAAGCAUUUGUACCGGUUGCUGCAAAAAGAGGUGAAGUUCCGUUGGUCAAAGGAGUGCCAGGAGGCGUUCAAAGCGGCGAAACAGCUAUUGGCGGAUGACACGGUCCUGGCCCAUUAUGACCGUAAUCUGCCGAUUAAACUCUAUAGUGAUGCAUCGAAGGAAGGCAUUGGAGCAGUGAUCGUACACGUCUUCCCAGACGGCAAGGAGCGACCGGUUUCUUUUACUUCCCGAGUUUUUAAGAAGCACGAGUCCAACUAUUCGGUCAUCGAUCGGGAGGCGCUGGCGAUUUACUACGGUGUCCAGAGAUUCAGCAGCUAUUUCUCUGGGCGUCGUUUCAUCCUGAUGACAGAUCACAAACCACUGACCGGUCUGUUUUCGGAAAAAGUCAUACCGGAAACCGCAGCAGGGCGUUUGCAGAGAUGGGCAGUCUAUCUGUCCAACUUCGAUUUCGAGAUCCAACACAUCAAAGGUACAUCCAACGUCGUAGCAGAUUUUCUUUCUCGAUUUCCAUGCACAGGUAACCAAGACGAGAAGGUAGACGAGGAAGAAGCCAUCAGUUUUCUCAACUUCAUCGAAGUCGAAACCCGCUCAUUGGUGGAGCGGAAGCAGAUCAUAAUCGAAAGCCGAAGGGACAAGGUCAUAAGUCGAGUCGUGGAGUAUCUGAAAUCGGGCUGGCCUCAAAACCUUGACGACGGCGAAAUCAAGAAGCUGUUCCAGCGACGAGACGAACUAACCGUGGAGGAAGGCGUCCUUCUCUGGGGUUUCCGCAUCGUCAUCCCGGCGAAGCUUCGGAAACCGUUGCUGAGUGAACUCCAUGUCGUACACAUGGGGAUCGUCAAGAUGAAGUCCCUAGCACGGUCAUAUUUCUGGUGGCCAUCAUUAGACAAGAAAUGCGAAUUUUGUCUCCAAUUGCGGCCGGAGAGGAGUGAUCCAAUUUCACCGUGGCGGUUGACAUCUGCCCCUGAUGAUCGAGUUCAUGUCGAUCACUUUUCAUUCCAAGGCGCCGAUUUUCUAGUCCUGGUGGAUAGCUACAGCAAGUGGUUGGAAGUUUACCCCGUUAGAACGUUAACUUCCAAGGAGACAUCGGAAAAGUUGGUCGAAUAUAUUUCCCGAUUCAGUCUGAUCAGCACUUUGGUGUCAGAUAACGGCACUGCCUUUACAUCGGAAGAAUUCCAUGCAUUCUGUUCUUCCCGUGGCAUCAAGCACCUGACGACAGCAUCGUAUAGUCCGUGUUCGAAUGGAGCAGCCGAGAACGCGGUCAAAACGGUCAAGGCGGCACUGAAGAAGCUGGCGAGUGACCCCUCGUUUGCAAAGAAGCCGAUAAGUGUCCAACUACAUUCUUUCCUGGAGAUGUACCGAGCCACAACACAUACGUCGACUGGGGAAAGUCCUUUCAAGCGAAUGUUUGGAAGGGAAAUGCGCAUCAGAUUCGACAACUUGAAGUCCAGGUCUGCAAUCCGGCAGAAAGAAACUGUCGAAUACCAAAACCGUACCAAGAAGGAUGUCAGCUUCAACAUCAACGAAACGGUCUACGUCCGGGACUACCGCCAACCCAACAAGAAGUCCUGGAUUCGUGGUCGCAUCGUGGCUAGGCUAGGCUCUGUGCUCUACGAAUGCCACACUCAAGAGAUGGGAACUGUCAAACGUCGCAGCCACCAAAUAAUGAAGUACCCCUACGACGAUUUUGAUGGUAAUGAAGCUGACGGAGCCACCCCUGGUCCUGAGCCGAUUGAUGACUCAAUCUACGAAGAUCCAAUGGAGAGCCUACCGGAAGAAGAACCAUCAUCUGAAGCCCUUCCGGUUCCGUCAGCAUUGGUCGUCAUCAACCGGAUGGUACCUAUGUUACGAGAUACAAUCGAGUGGUGA